Messenger RNA from Acanthopagrus latus (yellowfin seabream), 1407 nucleotides. RefSeq names its product melanoregulin-like. NCBI's taxonomy places the organism in Eukaryota, Metazoa, Chordata, Actinopteri, Spariformes, Sparidae. Gene Ontology annotation, biological process: melanosome transport; melanocyte differentiation. The coding region runs from base 625 to 1284 and encodes 219 amino acids. The transcript is spliced from 6 exons. Gene Ontology annotation, cellular component: melanosome. The record is from RefSeq and is a predicted model, not a curated record.
ACAGGCACAGUGAGAGGCCGAGCAGGUGGGUCGGAGAAGAUUGUGGACUGAUGGUUACAGAAUCAACCCAAUAAAUGUUGGCAGGGUGCAUUUCUUCAAACUACGGAUACGUUGGGGCUUUUUGUUUCUAUGGGGUUCAUUUUUUAUAGUCUGGUAAAGUUCAAGCACGAAAACCAUUUGUCUAGAUCGCAUUCUGGUUUGAAAUACUUGUUUUGGUUGUGACAAGCACAGCUGGAGAUUUCCCACCUUCCCAUCUAUAAUAUCAGAUGUUUGCCCAAACUGUCACAGCUGGAAACUGUCCCGAGGAUAUUCUUUAAAAUAUCCAUUGGCUGUCAUUAGCUUGGCAGCCUUCCCGCCUGUCACUUCGCCACCAUCAUCCCCUCCACCUGCUGAUGAGGCUCUAAUUCAGGCCAGGACAGGCCCAGAGAAAAGGGGGACGGGCGCGUUAAGUUCAGACAUUCGGAUGGAUUUCUAGUCUUCACUGACACAUCAGCUUGAAAAUAUUUAGUUUUCCUGGGGAUUCUGGAGGAAACACAGCAGGAGGAGGUGUGAUUGUUUGGGGGAUUUUGUCAGGGAGGAUUUAUUUUGAUUAUUGGAACGUUUUUUUGGGGGGGGAAAGGGCCAAUGGGUGCCAAUUUUACCAUCUGCUGCUGCCGGUACUAUCUGAGACACAACAGGGAAGAGAAGAGCGCAAUUUUACGCAUGCGCACCUCGUCGGCUUCCAGACAACCGGAGCCUGCAUCCAGCGAGUCCAGCGACAGCGACACAAACUGGGAGAGCAUUUUUGGGCCCCAGCCUCCGACAAGGAGCAAGAAGCCGAGCCAGAGGACCACCUCGUAUCCGCUGGCCACCAUCAGCAGAGCCCGCGAGGCUUCAAUCAGGCGAGGAUCCGAGGGAAAGCUGCAGGAUUUCAUCAACAUGAGAGACCAGGCUGACAAGGCAACAGAGGAAUGGGAGAAGCUGAAUUAUGACAUCUACACUCUGCGCUACACCCGGCGAGAAGUCCGAUCUCGAUGGAGGAAAAUCCUGCUGCAGCUCGGUUACCAGUGCGAGGUGGACGCCUUGCUGUGCGUGAACAGACAGAGCGGCUUCAGUCGAGAUCAGGAGCACUUCAACAAAGCCACGGAGCUGUUGAAACAGCUGCUGGACCACACAUGCCUGUUUCCUCCAGAAACUGGACACCAGAGCCGAUACCUCUACGUCAUGGACCGCCUGGUGUCGCUGGACAGCGCUGAGGACUUUGUCAGACUGGCCAAAGAAAAAUAUCCCAAAAAAGUGGGCUGAGAGACGGGAAGAAGACGAUGACACGAAGGCUGAGCGAAGUUGACGGAUACAGAUCUUUACAACACUAACGUUCAUUUAAGUUGUAGAACCAAAUUAAAACAUCUGUUGAUUGACGUCAUUUUA